Aspergillus uvarum CBS 121591 is the source of this 1200-nucleotide messenger RNA. RefSeq lists its product as uncharacterized. The record is from RefSeq and is a predicted model, not a curated record. The transcript has 4 exons. Lineage: Eukaryota; Fungi; Ascomycota; Eurotiomycetes; Eurotiales; Aspergillaceae. Gene Ontology annotation, molecular function: protein binding. Bases 1 to 1182 code for a protein of 393 amino acids.
AUGCCAUUGGAACAUCAAGGGUCAUGCGGGUUUCUCCGCUGCCCAGCCGAGAUCCUGGACUUAGUGUUUGAACUGCUUUCAACAGCUGAACUCAGGGCACUAAGCCUCGUCAAUAAGGACUUAUGUGCACUUGUUGAGCCAUACGUCUAUUCCAAAAUCGACUGGACCUGGCGAGAAAAUCACGCUCCUCCCCAAUCACACCACUCUGCUCGCAUCACCAAUUUUCAAUUUCAGAGUCUUCCAGCCUACCGCAAGGAGUGGGUUAUGUUUGCAGCUCAAGGAAUUCCUGUUCCCGUUGCUGAACUAGCCGAAUUCAUUGCAUUCGUCCAAAGGACAGGGGUUCCAUACUGUGACGUUUGGACACAGGGAUUAAGCAAGGGUGCCCCAGAUGCUAUUCUUGCUCUACUAUUAGCACAGCUUUCAAAUCUGAGGUGUCUGUCCCUCGACUAUAUCGUCUGCCAACAGAGUAGAAUAAUCCAGAUGCUUCUCCGAUCGGCCAUCUGCGAGCCUGCGAUGUAUAGGUUGCCAGACUUCAAGCAUCUCCUUGAUGUGUCUUUCCAUUCCCACAACGAUUACGGCGCUCCAUCCACGGUGCUAAGGUCUCGAAGUCAAAGUCCAUUGGGUCAAGCACUCGUCCUACCGUUCUUUUACCUGCCGAACAUCCAACACAUCUCAGCUGCAGUUGAGAACACAGAUACUUUCGCAUGGUCUGCAGCCUGUUUGCCUGACCCAUGCCAACUUACCUCGAUCUACCUGGCCGACAUACGGGAAGCAAACCUCGGCUCUCUGCUGUCCGUCACCCGCAACCUUCAAUCCGCUUCGUUGGACCUGGCUUCCCUAGGAGGUGGUGAUCAAUUCUACCCAGCCGUGAAGAUGGAGGGCUCUUUGCGUACGAUGUUCGAGUUUGAGAAGCUUAAGAGACUUCAAAUUCCGCUGGCAUUCCUGGUAGGGUUUGCGCAAGACACCACGAAGCGGUUACAGGAUGUCCUCCCGCGGAAUCUCGAAUACCUUUCCCUCACAGACGAAUUAGCUUUUCAGAAUAACGAUGGCGUUUCGCUGAUCUAUGAAGAACUGGAUACAAAUUUAGGGGAGUGGCCUCCCGACUUAAGGCAUCAGCUCACGGAGCUAGGCACUCAAGCUGGAGUACAGCUCGAGUUGGUUGAGUGGAAACGGGAUUGGUAAAUUGAUAGACAUGCUCAG